CUUGAUUAUAAUCGCGAUACUUCUUCCCCAGGGGAGAAGAGGUGGGAAGUCCGGAAAUCCCUUACCUCAGGGACCGUGACAGAGCAUUUCGCAUGAGGUCUUCUUACCCCGGUGCUUUCACACUGCUGAAGCCAUGGCCAACUCGGCCGACGCGCACGACACGCGCUCGUCCACACUGAGCGCCGAGGAGCAGACCAUCGCGCCGGAAUCAAAAAAUGCUACUCACCACAUCCCCAACAUCCUUCCGCAUGAGCGCGUCUUUCCAAUCCAACUCGGAUCUGAGCUGUUUAAGCUUUCCGGUGCCUCAAUAUCAUCUGAUGCGCCCUCUUACUUCUCACAAUACUUUAGGUGCCAGAUCAAGCAGGCUGAAGAAGCCGGUCAGGAUAUCAGCUCUGCCAUCCGCACGCUCUACAUCGACCGCGACCCUGUCACGUUCAGGGACAUUGCGCUCCACCUCCAGGGAUACCAUGUCCAGCCGCGCGAUGCGACACACUUUGUGCGCCUGUUUGCUGACGCCCAGUUUUACCACCUCCCCAAGCUAGUCUCCCAGCUUUACGAAGAAUCAAUCUUCACCACCAUUGGCGGCGUGCAGUUCCGCAUCCCGCGCGACCUCUUUUCCGACCCGGGCAACUCGCCCAACUUCUUCACUCUCGGCUUCGCCGCCUUCUUCUCCCCCCCGGGCGGCGAAGUCUUCCCAGGGCUCGACCGCGAGGGGCUCCUGCGCCCGCCCUCCAUCGCACCUCCCUCGGUCGAGGGCCGCAGCCCGGAGAUCUUUGCCGAGCUGCUGCACCUGCUGCGCGGCUACCCAAUCGAGAUCCGGAGCGAGCAGCAUCGCGCCCAGCUGCUGCGGGACUGCCGCUACUUCAACCUCAAGGGCCUGGAGCAGAAGCUGAUCCCGCACGCCGUGUCGUUCAACCUGGCCCGCGGGAGGAGCGAGAUUGUGCUGCGGCUGGGCGACAUCCUCAAGAGCGGCAUCUCGGUCGCCGGCGAGCCGACCCCGGCCGAUCCGCUCGCCGGCUGGGUCAACUACGCGCGGCCCUACGUGGACGAACGGCCCAACGAGCUGGUGCUGGAGAUCGGGGGCGAGAGCACGAGGCUCCGGCUGGUGCCCGGUCAGGCGGCGGGAUGCGGCGCCGGCAGCGGCGGCACGGUGGUGGAGGCGAGGGCCGAGUUCUUCGGCGAGAUGCGUGCCCGCGUGACCAAGCUGCUGGAGGUCAUCGCGACCAAGCUGAACCUGCCGUCUGCGGCCCAGCCGGGGCUUCUGACGGCGCCCGGCCGGAGCACCGCCUCGCUUUCCCCAGGAAAUACCCCGCUUAGCGAGGAUCUUGUCAAGGCCAUUCUCGACUCAGACACGAGCGUGGUGUUGGACGGGAAGCCCUGGACACCGGUCGCCGAGGAGGGAGAAGACCUAUCGUGGAUGACGGGUAACGCGGACACCGCGCUGAUGUCGAGGAAGAGGAGGAGAGUAGAUGAGCAAGGCGGAAAUGCAGAGGAGUGGAUCGUCAAGACGGGACAGUGGCGAUUGAAGAUUCAGGGUUCCAGAAAUGGCAAGGCCGCUGUCGAGUGUUGCUUCGUGGCUGUGAAGCUGGAUGCCUAUAGCUCGGAGAGGGCACGGAACACUCAGAGACCAUUCCUGGGCGGCUAGCAACGUCUGGUCAAUAGGGGAUGAUUGACAAAAACAAUUCUCAAUGUACUCAUAUGUAGUAUGUACAUUACGUAUUACCACGCAUAAUACUAAGUAAGUGUUUGCGUAAAAUAGAGGGUGGAGAGACAAGUGGCUUGCCUGAUCGUCGUCUGGCUCCUGUUGCUUUUGCGAUUGAUGAG
Thermothelomyces thermophilus ATCC 42464 is the source of this 1824-nucleotide messenger RNA. RefSeq lists its product as uncharacterized. Lineage: Eukaryota; Fungi; Ascomycota; Sordariomycetes; Sordariales; Chaetomiaceae. The record is from RefSeq and is a predicted model, not a curated record. The transcript is spliced from 3 exons. Bases 134 to 1645 code for a protein of 503 amino acids.